Molecule: messenger RNA, 1149 nt
Organism: Asparagus officinalis (garden asparagus)
Lineage: Eukaryota; Viridiplantae; Streptophyta; Magnoliopsida; Asparagales; Asparagaceae
Exons: 5
Coding region: 424-897 (157 amino acids)
Source: RefSeq, a predicted model, not a curated record
AAGGUGCUUAACGACUCAUAAAUUUCGGCAAAAGCUAAAAAAGGAAGGACUCUGUAUUUAUCUCCGUGGUUAGUAUAGCAUUAGUAGAUUAAUUGAUGUAAUCCGUUGCUAAUUUAGAAAUGUUAUUAAGAUUACGACUGUAAAAUUCCGAUUCUAACCCUACUAUAUACUCGUAAUUUCAAAUUGAACUUCGAACACCCCUCAAAGACCCUAGAUUUCUUCAUCUCCUCUCAACUCCCGACCCUAUAAAUCACCCGCCGCCGGCCACUGCAGCCUACGAGCGUUGAGGGGCGUUGCCGCAGUCGCUGCAUACUCUCCCCCGGCCGAUCAAAUUUAGGGCAAAGUCGACAUCUUUGCCGUUAAAACUACAGCAAAUUGGGAGAAUUUCGUCCUCUUUCUUAUGAUAAUAGAGGAAUCAAAGAGAUGGCGAUUCCUGAGAGCAAUGUGCCGGGCGAUAAUGAUAAAAGCAAUGGGAGUGCAUGGUUAGAAGACAUUGAGUGGCUGUCUACCCUUUCGGAGCCUGAGCUGGAUUUCCUAAUCAGUUUAAAGGAUCUGGCCAUUAAACGCGCAAAGAAUGCAGGAUAUAAGGAUCUCGGUGAUAAAUUUGAUUUGCGGUUGCUUCGUGCACUUGGUUUUAUAUUGUUAGAGUUUUUCAAGGAACGUGUAAGGAACACCUCUGAAGUGCCUGAUUCAGCAGAGAUAUUGAGAUUGUUAAAUCAAUGUGGUUUGUGUUCCCUGAAUGUCAAGGAGAAAUCUGACUUUACUUCAUCCGUCGCUGUAGAAACAAAUGCUUUCAGUAUUGUCACUCCACUACGAAAGAGGAUGUGGGAAGGGCAAUGUGAAGAGACAAUGAAACGUCACAAGAGGCAGAAACUAACAAAUGCAGCAGAUAAAUGAAUUGCUGUACCAUUAUCUUCUCCUAAAAUGUUCGAGAAUGUAUUCACCAAAUAUGCAACCUACACAGCAUCUCUCUAUGGCCAAAGUUCGUCGAGUACAGAACCUUCAAAAGAAUCGGAUGGGAAAAUUAGGAUUUAUUGAGCUGACUCAAAAUUUUGGGAUAAAUGUUUUGUUGUUGUAUAGUGUAUUACGAGGAAUCAGGUUGUCUCUAAACACCAUAGUUACUUUCCUCCUAUGAAUGACUUACAUAUC